Messenger RNA from Colletotrichum aenigma, 585 nucleotides. It is a transcript of the gene TMA22, whose product is annotated as Translation machinery-associated protein 22. The coding region runs from base 1 to 585 and encodes 194 amino acids. The transcript has 4 exons. Gene Ontology annotation, biological process: formation of translation preinitiation complex; translation reinitiation. NCBI's taxonomy places the organism in Eukaryota, Fungi, Ascomycota, Sordariomycetes, Glomerellales, Glomerellaceae. The record is from RefSeq and is a predicted model, not a curated record. Gene Ontology annotation, molecular function: mRNA binding; translation initiation factor activity.
AUGGCCGACAAUGACAAGUCAGAGACCUCAGGCGAGCCUCAAGGUCGCCACGUAAUCUACUGCGGCGUUUGCACUCUCCCCCCAGAGUACUGCGAAUAUGGAGGCACCGUGAAGAAGUGCCAGGAGUGGCUCCAAAAGAACCAACCCGAGCUGUAUCAGAGAAUCUGGUCUGCAGAGGCCCUCGAGGCAGCAACAGCAUCCCUAUCCGUAGACGCCCAGAAGCGAGCUGCUAAAGAUGCCCAAAAGAAAACUGCCAAGGCCGAGGCCGCCGAGGCGAAGCAAGCCGAUAAGCUCGCCAAGAGUACGGUCACGAUCAAGAGAAUUGAACGCAACAAGAGAAAGUUCGUCACGUCCGUGUCUGGCUUGGAACAUUUUGGACUAGAGAACAAAAAGGUCGCCAAGGAGUUUGGGAAGAAGUUUGCUACCGGCUCUUCCGUAACCAAAACUCCGAGCGGUAGUGAGGAGAUUGUCGUGCAGGGCGACGUCAGCGACGAGAUUGAGGAGUUUUUGCUGGAGAAGUACAAGGAGAUACCCGAGGACAACAUUGAACUGGUGGAGGAUAAGAAGAAGAAGUCGAGCUCGUAA